Mycotypha africana is the source of this 3733-nucleotide messenger RNA. RefSeq lists its product as uncharacterized. The record is from RefSeq and is a predicted model, not a curated record. The transcript is spliced from 4 exons. Gene Ontology annotation, molecular function: ATP binding; protein serine/threonine kinase activity; RNA endonuclease activity. Gene Ontology annotation, biological process: mRNA processing; IRE1-mediated unfolded protein response; intrinsic apoptotic signaling pathway in response to endoplasmic reticulum stress. The coding region runs from base 68 to 3694 and encodes 1208 amino acids. NCBI's taxonomy places the organism in Eukaryota, Fungi, Mucoromycota, Mucoromycetes, Mucorales, Mycotyphaceae. Gene Ontology annotation, cellular component: IRE1-TRAF2-ASK1 complex.
CUUUUUCAUUGAGGAACAUUUAACUUGGUUUUUCUCGCCUAGAAAGAAUUAUGUGUAAUUAUAGCCAAUGGUGCUAAUGGUCAGGUCUUUUCGAAGUACAGUCAACAUACUUCAAUGGCUAUGCUUCUCUUUUUUCAUUUUAUUAUCAACUUUUGCUAUUUAUUGUGUGGAUUCCACACCAGCCUCCUCACAGGAGAUAAUUUUAUAUCAUCAUCAGAAACGUAGUGCAGAAGGAGCAGAAACAAGACUUCAAACAACUCAAAGUAAGGGACAUAAUAAAAGCCGUGCCACCUCGCUACAGCAAGAUUUCCCCGAUGUCCCCAGUGAUCUGUAUCCCACCAACUUGGUAUUAGUGUCAACAUUAGACGGUUCCAUUCGAGGCAUCGACCGGUUUCAAGGCGAUGUUCACUGGACCCUGAAAGGAGGACCAAGUAGUUCUCUUAUUAAGUCCAAUUCCAAAUUUGAAACACAUCAGCUAUAUAAGUCAGGGCCAGAUUUCAGCAAUAGCUAUGAGUCUGAAGAAGAAACAGACGAGGAAAAGUUAUUUGAUGAUGACACUUUUGAUGAUGUUAUAACUGAUGCUGAUGACUCUUUUGAAGCAAUGGAUGAUAAUAUACAGUUACAAGAGUCAGUUUGGGAUCAAACAGACAAUGAUAUGAAUGAGUCAGAAAUAUAUUAUAUUAUUGAACCUCAAAAUGGAGGUACAUUAUAUUUGUAUGAAGAUGGGCAACCUUUAGAAAAACUGCCAUUCACAGUUAAAGAAAUUGUAGACACCUCACCAUUUCGUACACCAGAUGGCACAACUUAUAUAGGGCGAAAAUCAACGCUAAUGAUUGAAAUCGACCCACGAAAUGGAAAGAUAUUGCAGCAAAUUGAUCUCAACAAAGUAGAAGAUAGUUCAAAAUAUCCGCUUUCAAGGCAACAUCAAUUCCAGACGAGUAAAACCAUUCUGCUUGGUAGAAAUGAAUACAAGGUGGCUAUAUUUGAUCACCGUUAUAGAAAGUUAUGGAACGUAACCUACAGUGAAUAUAUACCAAACAAGUUAGAAUGGGAUGUUCCUUCCACUACAAUUCCUACAGAUAUUUACAUUGCUCCGGAUGCACACAAAGCUAUCACAGGCGUCAACAUGCAAGAUGGUCAUUUAAUGUGGACUCGAGAACUACCAUACCCAGUUGUAGAUGUAUUUGAUGUAUUUAGAAGAGAAGAUUAUACUUUUGCAGUCUCUAAACAAGCACCACCAAAAUCACUGAGCAAAGGACCUAUUGGAGAUAUGCUUAGCUUAGUCGUUAGGGACAGAAGUGAUAAUAAUUACACCAUUUCGACAGCUUAUGUGGGUAUUCAUGAUGGUAGCCUAUAUGCUCUUUCGAAUGAAAACUACCCUUUAGUACAAAUUUCGCAAUGGUCAUCCAUGUACACAGGCAGAAAGCCAGGCGAUACAAGCCCAUUAAUAGAAGGCAGCAAUAGCAGUAGGCAUGACUCACUUGCCAACGAUACGUCAGAGAAGAUUAAUGGUGAAAAAACCAGUUGGACUCAAAAACCUCAUGAGUUGUGCUGUCAUGGCUGUGAAUACCAUACCGAUUGUCUGAUUGGGCAACAUGUCGUUCAAAUGCUGAUGGGAGAUGAUGAUAUAGUAAACGACGAGUAUCGAGAUUUAUACUUACCACCUUCUGCGUCACCAGGGAUCGCUCUGCCUUCAACAUCUUCCAAUCACUUACAUGCUCCUUCGACUGUCGCAUCUCCCUUACCACCUUCAACAAUACGACAAUAUAGAGUUGAAGAAUUGGAACCUUACCUCAUUAAUGACUCAUCUCUAGGAGCAACAAAAGAUAGUUUCUUCAAUAAUGGGCUUGGUCAAUUUUGGAAAAGUUAUUUGCUUAUUAGUUCUGUCAUCAUCUACGUUUAUCGCGAACGCAUUAUGACUUUUUAUAAAACUAAAGUGGUUCAUAAUUGGAAGCAAAUCAUGAAAAGGCGAGCCAAGCAAAAGAAGAACAAAGCAAGAAUUGCUGCUGUUGUGAAAGCAGAAAAAGAAAAAAUCCGUCGUGAACGAGCUGAUUCCAUUACAUCUGUUGAUAACAACCAACAUGUUGAUCAUAAGACAGCCAUCAAGGACAGAUCCACUAACAAUGUGUCAACAAAUGUGACUGAAAAGAUUACAGAAAAGCAAAAAGAGAAAGAUGAGGACAAAAAAUCUGCGGGUUUGUUGAAUCACGGUUCAAACGCACCGAAAAAGAUGAAUGAAGAACUUGAGAAACAAAAGCAAGAACGAUCUUCUGAAAAUGAUACAGUGGUAAAUUUAGCAAAUAGACGACUCAUAGCUGUUAAGCAAAAAACAGGGCUAGAUCUUGAAAACUUCAAACAAGCCAAAUCUCGUGUAUUAGAAAUAACAGAUACCGUCUUGGGGUACGGUAGUCAUGGUACUGUUGUCUACAAAGGUGUUUUCGAUGGUCGAAAUGUUGCUGUCAAGCGACUUCUUUUAGACUUUUACGACGUGGCACUGCAAGAGGUCAAAUUACUUCAAGAAAGUGAUGACCAUCCAAACGUUGUGCGCUAUUUUUAUAAAGAAGAAACAGAUCGCUUUCUGUAUAUUGCUCUUGAACUAUGUUUUGGCUCUCUUGAUGAUUAUAUGGAAAGAAGCCUUCCUAUACCCGAAAUGCAGCUUUGUGAUCGCAUGGAUCCAGCUGAUAUACUGUUGCAGAUGACAUGCGGUCUCCAGUAUUUGCAUUCCCUCAAAAUUGUCCAUCGUGAUAUCAAACCGCAUAACAUUUUGCUGGCUCCUGUAAAACAUAGGAUAUCAAAAGAUAAAUCGCAAGUACGUGUCUUAAUUUCUGAUUUCGGUCUUUGUAAGAAGCUCGAUGGUGAACAAAGCAGCUUUAAUUAUACAGCAGCAUCGCCUGCAGGUACAUCGGGUUGGCGUGCGCCUGAAUUAUUAGCUGGUGCCUUAGCAGCUACUUCGUCAGAUACAAGCCUAAGUAGUCGAAGUCUACGAGAUUUAUCGUCUCAACAGCAACUGCAAGAUCCAAACUUAAUGAUGGGACGAGUGAAAGCAACACGAGCUAUUGACAUUUUCUCGGCUGGCUGCGUGUUUUAUUACGUUCUGUCUAAUGGUGACCAUCCGUUUGGCAAUCGUUUUGGACGUGAAAAUAAUAUAUUGAAUGGUGACUAUGAUCUCAGCAAAUUGGAUCAUAUGGGAGAAGAUGGUGUUGAAGCCAAAGAUUUAGUGACGAGGAUGAUCUCGUCUCAACCAAAGCUGCGACCCAAUUGUGAUACAAUAUUGUCGCACCCUUUCUUUUGGUCCAAUGCCAAGAAACUGGCGUUUUUGCAAGAUGCUUCUGAUCGUUUUGAGAUUGAAGAGCGUGAUCCUCCUUCACGCCUGUUACAAGAUCUCGAAUCCAAUUUGGAUACUGUAAUAUUCAAUGAUUGGUAUAAGCGCAUUGACCGCGUGGUAGCGAACGACUUAGGUAAAUUUAGAAAAUAUGAUGGGAAGAAAGUUCGCGACUUGCUGAGAGCAUUACGAAAUAAGAAACAUCAUUGGCAAGACUUGCCUGAUCCAGUGAAAAAAGUAUAUGGUGAACCACCAAAUCAAUUUUUAUACUAUUUCACAACUCGAUUCCCUCAUUUACUAUUGCAUACCUACUACGUUGUCGCCAAUCAUCCUGAGUUGAAAAAAGAAGGCUCUUUGGGCCAGUAUUUCUAAUUCUAUCAACUUUGUACAUUCGCACAACCAUUUUGUACU